CACAAAUGUCCCUAUCAUUAAUAUUGCUGCUAAUAUCCUCUCUGAACUUCCGCCAUCAUGGGUCGGAAGCCCAAAUCAACAAGUUCCAGCCUUCCAACAGCCAGGAGCAAAACGGAGUCCAUGAUCACCAGCAUGAGAAUAUGAUCACAGUAUCGGAGGAUGGAUUUGUUCAGAGUCCACGGUUUCCUCAGAAUUAUCCUCGGGAUGUGGUGCUGGUGUGGAGAUUAAUAGCAGCCAAUGAGAACAUGCAAAUACAAAUGACCUUUGAUGAGAGAUUUGGACUUGAGGAGCCAGAGAAUGGACUGUGCAAGUUUGACUUUGUGGAGAUCGAAGACCUUAGCGAUGGCACCAUUAUUGGACGGUGGUGUGGUACCAAGGCAGUGCCGGGAAUGCAGAUAUCAAAGGCAAACCAGGUCAGGAUACGAUUCCGAUCUGAUGAAUAUCUGGCUUCAAAACCCGGCUUCUGCCUUUACUACUCCCUCCUGGAACCUCCUAACCUGAAUGGGAACACACUACCAGUGGUAACCACAUUCAAAACGGACCACUUUGAAAGCUCAACUGUAUUGCCACCAUCCUCGCUGUCUUUAGAUACUUUGAAUGAUGCCGUCUCUGGGUUUGACACAUUAGAAGAGCUGAUUAAGUACCUGGAUCCAGAGCGAUGGCAGUUGGAUUUGGAGGACUUGUACAAACCAACCUGGCAGAUGCUUGGAAAGGCUUUUAUGUAUGGUAGAAAAUCCAAAGUGGAUCUGAACUUGCUGAAAGAGGAGGUGAAGCUGUACAGCUGCACGCCACGCAAUCUGUCGGUGUCCCUGAGAGAGGAGCUCAAACGGACUGACACCCUCUACUGGCCUGGUUGCCUUCUGGUGAAGCGCUGCGGAGGAAACUGUGCUUGCUGCUCCCUCAGCUGCCUGGACUGUCAGUGCGUCCCCGUCAAAGUCUCAAAAAAAUACUACGAGGUUCUUCAGCUGCGAUACAGAAGCCCUGGGAGACGACUGCACAAAUCUCUGGCAGACGUAGCACUGGAGCACCAUGAGGAAUGUAACUGUGUGUGCAAAGGGAAAACAGGAGGCUAAAAGAGCUCAGCCAAUCUGUCCUUUGAAAGCAGAGAGAUGAACCAAUGAAUAAUGGGGCCCUGAGUGCAUUAUCUUAACCAGAAAUCACAGUCAGCUCAGUUUUGAACGCAUCACUUUCUAACCUUUUGGUGGAUUUGGGGGCACAGAUGCAUCAGCAAUCUGGCCCAUGGGUUGAACUGCAACAUAUAACAAAAGCUCCACAGCAAUAAAAUAUAGUUUGGAUGUUUUUUAGACAAUACAGAGAAACAAUGACCCUCACAAAGGAACACACUUCAGGUUCCUUUUCUCACCUUCAUCUUUGGAGGGAUUAAAACAAUGUUCCAAUGUUCCAGUUCUGAACUUGUUGAAGUUUCGGGAAAAAGAAACACAGUAUGUGUGCUGCCACUUGCUGUUUGUUUUGUUUGUUUCACACACCGUAUGGGUUGCAGUAUUUCUUCCCAUAUGCUGAAAACUUUCAAGAAAAUGUGUUCCUUUUGCGCUUCUUUCUCUUUGUGUGACAUUACUUCCUGUGUGAAUUAGUCAUCAGUCCCUUCCAUGUACAGUUACUUUGACAGUUUUCUUUGUUCUUCUGCAACUUCAGCUGCAAUGCUCCAGCAAUGUGUCUCCCGUUGAACAGCUUAUUGUUUAAGAACAGAGUUGGAGCAAUGAGAAGACUUGGCUCAACAGAUGUUUCUACCGGCAUUGCCUAAUCAUGUGUAUAUUUUUGAAAUCUUCUCAUCUUGGCUAAUUAUGACUGAAGCUUUUUUUUUACAUCACAUUAAAUGUAUCUAUUUUGUACCAAACUUAUUUAAGAUAUUAGCUUUUUUUCCUUGUCUGGGAUGACGUAAAAUUUUACAACAUUUACAAAAAAAAAGGGAAAUGGGUUGAUGUGAUGAAGGGCACAGCUAUAUUGGACUGUCGGUGCUGGUGCUUUGUGCAAUCUUUGUAUCUUUUUGUAUAGUUGUUCAAAUGCUCUGACUAGACAUAGUUUCUAACCAUGUGCCUACACUGCUCAUAAAGCACUUGUAUCUCUAUCUA
Callorhinchus milii (elephant shark) is the source of this 2090-nucleotide messenger RNA. RefSeq names its product platelet derived growth factor c (gene pdgfc). The transcript is spliced from 7 exons. Bases 6 to 1073 code for a protein of 355 amino acids. The record is from RefSeq and is a predicted model, not a curated record. Gene Ontology annotation, molecular function: platelet-derived growth factor receptor binding; growth factor activity. Gene Ontology annotation, biological process: positive regulation of cell population proliferation; positive regulation of MAP kinase activity; positive regulation of phosphatidylinositol 3-kinase/protein kinase B signal transduction. NCBI's taxonomy places the organism in Eukaryota, Metazoa, Chordata, Chondrichthyes, Chimaeriformes, Callorhinchidae. Gene Ontology annotation, cellular component: membrane.